GAUUGCCAAUGGUACAAGAGGACGGGCAAGACCUGGUUCCCUGUGAAGAACACGAGGAGCCUGCUGACCUUCACGGACCAUUCGAGCCAUAAGGCUCUCACCAUGUUCGAGCAUGUGCACGAGAAGAAGAUCGUGCUGAAGAUGAGGACCGACGUCGGCUGGAAGGAGACCAUGGUGCUCAACACCGUGUGCAAGCCCAGCGGCAUCAACAUGCGCAUCUCCAUGCCGGAUAUGGGUGAGAGCCGCUUCCUGGAGGGCCAGAUCCAGGUUGGCAACGGAGAGGAGCAAAAGAAGUUCGUGAGGAAGCAGAGUUGGACAGCCCUUGGUGGGAGCGGCCCCACCGAGAGCUUCAUCCAACAGCUCGAGUCGAGGACCUCAAAGAGGCCAGCUUUGUUGCAGCAGCAAGCUUGCGGGCAGGCCGAGAAGGCCAAGGCAGAGGAGCUUUGUGCUAAGCACCUGGGGGCUGACAUGCGCACGGCCGUCGGCAAUGAUGCCGGCAUCUUCAGCGACUGCGUCACCGAUGUCUGCAGAGGGGGUGAGGAGUUCGCUGUCGCCGCGAAGGAGCUGCUGGCGGCAUACAAUGACUGGACUGACUAG
Symbiodinium sp. CCMP2456 is the source of this 597-nucleotide messenger RNA. Lineage: Eukaryota; Dinophyceae; Suessiales; Symbiodiniaceae. The record is from the annotation of a GenBank genome assembly.